Molecule: messenger RNA, 732 nt
Organism: Penaeus vannamei (Pacific white shrimp)
Lineage: Eukaryota; Metazoa; Arthropoda; Malacostraca; Decapoda; Penaeidae
Source: RefSeq, a predicted model, not a curated record
AUGGACAAAGGCAUCAGAAAUGGCCUCGGGCGCAAGCGGGCGGACAAACAGCAGGACCAGACAGCGGCACGUUUUAGAGCAGACUCUAGUGACGGUGGUGGUGGUGAUGUUGAUGUGGCUGGUGUUGACACUAGUGUUAGUUUAGAAAGUGGUGGUGAUGUUGAUGCAGCAAGAGUUGCUGAUGUUAGUUCAGAUAGUGAUGGUAGUGGUGAUGUUAGUGCAGCUUGUGGUGACGCUAAUAUUAGUUCAGAAAGUGAUGAUGCUAUUGAUGUUGAUGCAACAAGAGUUCCUGAUGUUAGUUCAGAUAGUGAUGGUGUGGUGGCUGAUGGUGUUGAUAUGGCUGGUGUUGACGCUAAUAUUAGUUCAGAAAGUGAUGAUGCUAUUGAUGUUGAUGCAGCUCGUGAUGAUGUUAGUUCAGAUAGUUCAGGUAGUGGUGAUGUUAGUGCAGCUUGUGGUGACGCUAAUAUUAGUUCAGAAAGUGAUGAUGAUGCUAUUGAUGUUGAUGCAGCAAGAGUUCCUGAUAGUGAUGGCGAUGUUGAUGUGGCUGGUGUUGACGCUAAUAAUAGUUUAUCUACUGAUGAUGAUGCUAUUGAUGUUGAUGCAUCUCGUGAUGAUAUUAGUUCAGAUAGUGAUGGUAGUGGUGAUGGUGUUGAUGUGGCUGGUGUUGACGCUAAUAUUACCCGUGAUGGUGUCGAUUCAGCAAGAUGGUCCCCCGACCUGAUUGCAGCGUGA